Schistosoma turkestanicum is the source of this 575-nucleotide messenger RNA. Lineage: Eukaryota; Metazoa; Platyhelminthes; Trematoda; Strigeidida; Schistosomatidae. The record is from the annotation of a GenBank genome assembly.
AUGUCAUCAGUUACGAAAAGACCUCAGCAACCACUAGCAAAGAAAAAAGAGAUCACAGGUCGAAAUGUAAAACAAGAACUUACAGAGGACCAGAAACAAGAGAUCCGUGAAGCAUUUGAUCUUUUUGACACUGAUAAGUCAGGGACAAUCGAUAUCAAAGAGUUAAAAGUAGCUAUGCGAGCGCUUGGUUUCGAACCAAAAAAGGAAGAAAUAAAAAAGCUUUUGACAGAAUUUGAAUGCGAUAACAAAGAUUCUAUUGAUUUUUCGGAUUUUCUAAAAAUGAUGGCAGUCAAAAUGCAAGACAAAGAUGCAAAGGAAGAGAUGCUUAAAGCUUUUCGUCUAUUUGAUGAUGACGAAACUGGGAAAAUAUCUUUUAAAAAUCUUAAGCGUGUAGCUAAAGAGCUUGGUGAAAAUCUUACAGAUGAGGAGUUACAAGAAAUGAUUGACGAAGCUGAUCGUGAUGGUGACGGCGAAGUUAACGAACAGGAAUUUCUUCGGGUCAUGAAAAAGACUAAUCUCUACUAAGUAUUGAUGUACAUAUAUUUCUUGUUAAUUAUAACUGUAUUAUGAACUGA